GCCUUGCUUUCUAUGCUUGUCGUCGCGCUGGUGCAGCGAUUCUGCAUGCGAAUACUGUUGAACUACAAGAACUGGAUGUAUGAGAAGAAGCCAUCUUACCUUACCAUGGCAUGGGGUGCAAUCUUGCGCGGGUUCUUCCUUGGCCAGCGCGAGCCCUUGACCUAUUCGUUCCAAAACGCCAUGCCCCGGUUGGCUGUUCCUCCGCUGCAGAGCACAAUCAAGAAGUACCUGCGAUCAGUGCAGCCUCUCCUCACUGAGAAGGAGUACGAGAAUGUGGAGAGAGACGCUGUGGGGUUUGAGAAGUCUUCAGAAGCUCGGAAGUUGCAAACUCUCCUGAUCAUGAAAAGCUUCUUGUCGGGCAACUAUGUGUCUGAUUGGUGGGAAAAGUACAUCUACCUAAGGUCCCGCUCGCCGAUUCUGAUCAACUCCAACUACUACGGGCUAGGAUACGCCAACAUGAUCCCCUCUCAUCAUCAGACGCACCGAGCUGCCGUCCUUGUUCACCUCUACGCCAGGUUCAAAGUCAUCCUGGACACCGAACGCCUGAAGCCCAUGACCAUUCGCGGCACUGUGCCGAUCUGCAUGCGACAGUACGAGCGAAUGUUCUGCCUGUGCAGAAUCCCCGGAAGAGACGACGACGUUCUCCGUCAUACGGACUCGCUCCAUAUCGCCGUGUUGUACAAGGGAACCUUCUGGCGCGUGGAGGUCUUCGAUCAUCAGAGAAGUCCCUUAUCUAUCCAUGAGAUUCAGAACCAGCUUGACUUCAUUGUGGGAUCUGUCGGAAAGGUUAUCCCUGUCCCAGAUCCUGCCGAUGCCGAGGCAAAUCUGCCUGCUCUAACAGCCCUGAACCGCACUAGAUGGGCUGAGAUCCGCGAAGAGCACUUCGGAUCUGGGCUGAACAAGUUGUCGCUCGACGAGAUUGAGCACGCCAUGUUUUUCCUGCACCUGGACGAUCGCUCGCCUAAGAACUGGAGCGAGACCGCGAGGCUGUCGCUGCAUGGCGAGGGAAACACUCGGUGGUGUGACAAGUCGUUCAACCUCCUGGUGUACAGUAACGGAGAAGCUUCCGUACAUGCCGAACAUUCAUGGGCUGAUGCUCCAGUGAUCGCGCAUGGGUGGGAGUGGGUGCUGUAUCAGGAGUAUGCCUUGAAACCAUACCAUCCUGAUGGAACCUUGAAGGCUCCAGAUGACAUCCAGCCGCUUGCUGAUCAUUCUAAGCUUGCUCCAAAGACAAACGUCAAACGCGAGACCCUUGAAAAGCGACAAAUUCACCCGGCCAAGCUCGAGUGGCGCUUUUGGCCGGAGGCCCGCGACGCCAUUUUGGAGGCAGCGCAGCUUUCGGCAGAGCAAUGCAAAGAUCUGCACCUUGUGGUAGACUCUUGCGAAGUGUCCAAGGGAGGCUAUGGGAAAGGUUUCAUGAAGAAGCACAAGUGCAGCCCCGAUGCCUGGAUCCAAGUCGCGCUGCAGAUCGCCUACCACAGGGAUCGAGGGUCGCUGGCGCUGACGUACGAGGCCGCGGCCGUGAGACUGUUCAACGAGGGGAGGACGGAGACGAUCCGCUCGGUGUCGCUGGAGUCGAAGAACGCAGUGAUGCAGAUCCUGAGCGAUGACGUUCCCAAGAAGGACAAGAUCGCCGCGCUCUACAAGGCUGCUGACCAGCACCAGCGCUACUCGCGCGAUGCCUCGCUGGGUCGAGGGGUGGACAGGCAUCUCUUCGCCCUCUAUGUCGCCGCCACGGGCCUCGGGCUGGAAGUGAAGUUCCUCAAGGACGCUCUGAGCAUGCCGUGGAAGCUGAGCACAUCUCAGAUCCCCCAGCGUCAGACUGAGUUCGUGACGACCGAUCCCAACAUGGUCUCGCCUAGCGGAGGUUUCGGCCCUGUGGCCGAUGAUGGCUAUGGUGUCUCGUACAUGAUGGCAGACGACGAUCGCACUUUCUUCCACGUAAGCAGCAAGCGCUCUUGCAAGGUGACGGACUCCGAGAGGUUCAUGCGGGAGAUCAUGCGGGCCUUGCAAGACAUGCGGAAGAUGUUUGAG
Messenger RNA from Guillardia theta CCMP2712, 2034 nucleotides. RefSeq lists its product as hypothetical. The annotation marks the transcript as partial. The transcript has a single exon. Gene Ontology annotation, molecular function: carnitine O-palmitoyltransferase activity. Gene Ontology annotation, biological process: carnitine metabolic process; fatty acid metabolic process. Gene Ontology annotation, cellular component: mitochondrion. Lineage: Eukaryota; Cryptophyceae; Pyrenomonadales; Geminigeraceae. The record is from RefSeq and is a predicted model, not a curated record.